GAUAAUUAGCAGGCAGCGUGCCUUGAUUUAAGGGCAGCGCUGGUAACUCUCCUGUUGCGUAACAAUCACAUUUUGGAGCAGUGAGAGCAUUCUGACAUCACAAGCAUGAAGAAACUCACGCAGGGGCGACGGUUAGAGAUAUUUGGAACUCACGGGUGAAAAGCCCCGGCCACAUGUCCCCCCCAGCUCGGGUGACUUCAUGUGUUCGGAAUGUGACAAGGUGUUCCCCCUGCAGUGCAUGUUGACGCGCCACCUCAAGUGCCACAGCAUGGUGAAGAGAUACCCCUGCCACUGCUGUGGCAAGGGCUUCCACGACACCUUCGACCUAAAGAGGCACAUGCGCACUCACACAGGUAUCCGUCCGUACCGCUGUGAGCUGUGUGACAAGGCCUUCACCCAGCGCUGCUCCCUCGAAUCCCACCUGAGGAAGAUCCAUGGCAUUUUCCAGCAGUAUGCCUACCGCCAGCGUCGCUCCAAGAUCUUCGUGUGCGAGGACUGCGGCUACACAUCCAACCGGCCCGACGAGUACUUCCUCCACAUGUGCCAGUGCCACCCGGGCAGCCAAGCCCUGCGCCGCUACUACCGCCACCAGGCACAUGAGGGCGCCAACAACAUGCUCUCUCAACACAAACCCAGCCCCUUUUUUAUUUAUACUACGGCUGGGUAUAAUAUGGGUUGAUUAAUACUCCGGAGUGAAGUUUCACCUAGGUACAGAUAUAGGAUCAGCUUCCCAUUCCCAAACCUUAACUAUUAGUAGGGAAGAUGCAACAUUUAGAUGAGCGUCUACAGGCAACUUUACUUGUUUCUGCCUUAGCCAAUUCCUUUGUUGUUACCUUGUCACAAAGUAGAUAAAGUCUAGCACCAAGGCUAAAUGCGUCACAAACAUUUCGCUACACCCGCAAUGACAUCCACUACACCCGCAAUAUCAUCUGCUAAAUAUGUAUAUGUGGGUCUCCCGGAUUUCGCAGUGGUCUAGGGCACUGGUAGCUGUGCUACCAGAGACUCUGGGUUCGCGCCCAGGCUCUGUCGCAGCUGGCCGCGACCGGGAGGUCCGUGGGGAGACGCACAAUUGGCCUAGCAUCGUCCGGGUUAGGGAGGGUUUGGCCGCAUAGGGAUAUCCUCGUCUCAUCACGCACCAGCGACUCCUGUGGCGGGCAGGGCGCAGUGCGUGCCAACCAGGUCGCCAGGUGCACGGUGUUUCCUCCGACACAUUGGUGCGGCUGGCUUCCGGGUUGGAUGCGCACUGUGUUAAGAAGCAGUGUGGCUUGGUUGGGUUGUGUUUCGGAGGACGUAUGGCUUUCGACCUUCGUCUCUCCCGAGUUGUCUCUCCCGAGAUUUGUUUAUCACUUUUUUGGUUACUACAUGAUUCCUUCCAUGUGUUAUUUCAUAGUUUUAAUGAAUUAAGCGGUCUUCAUGAGAGCCAGUUUCAUUAUAGUGCCCGAAUGUUUUUGCGACUGCACUUAAAGAAACUUUCAAAGUUCUUGACAUUUUCCCUAUUGACUGACCUUCAUGUCUUAAAGUAAUGAUGGACUGUCAUUUCUCUUUGCUUAUUUGAGCUGUUCUUGCCAUAAUAUGGACUUGGUCUUUUACCAAAUGGUCUAAAUAUACCAACCCUACCUUGUCACAACACAACUGAUUGGAUCAAACACAGGAAUGGAAAGAAAUUCCACAAAUGUACCUUUAACAAGGCACACCUGUUAAUUGAAAGGUGACUACCACAUGAAGCUGGUUGAGAGAAUGCCCUUUGAAAAAUCUAAAAUACAUUUUGGGGAUUUGUUUUAACACUUUUUUUGGUUACUACAUGAUUCCAUAUGUGUUAUUUCAUAGUUUGAUGUCUUCACUAUUAUUCUAGUAAAAAUAAAGAAAAACCCUUGAAUGAG
Molecule: messenger RNA, 1880 nt
Organism: Oncorhynchus nerka (sockeye salmon)
Lineage: Eukaryota; Metazoa; Chordata; Actinopteri; Salmoniformes; Salmonidae
Product: transcription factor Ovo-like 2
Exons: 3
Coding region: 200-679 (159 amino acids)
Biological process (GO): epidermal cell differentiation; regulation of transcription by RNA polymerase II
Cellular component (GO): nucleus
Molecular function (GO): RNA polymerase II cis-regulatory region sequence-specific DNA binding; DNA-binding transcription factor activity, RNA polymerase II-specific
Source: RefSeq, a predicted model, not a curated record